UUCUUUUUUUUUUUUUUUUGCCUUCUGUAGAGAAGCCACGGCGAUGAAAGUCCUCAUAAAAUAACAACAAAACGCUAUCGUAAAUAUUGGCCCACGCAAAUGAAUAUAUACAGCAAGUUACAAGGACGAAUUUGUUAAACAAUUACAAAAUAAGUUUAUUGAUUUGAAAUUUGAAGUAAACAUGAAUGAUAAUCUAUAACAUAAUGGGAGGAAGUAUAUUUGAAAUACUUCCAUUGUACCAGCAAAAUGGAAAUGGUAGAGAAAUUUGUCAUUGGAUAACACAUAUCAAAUUAUCUAGAAUUAUAAUAUUAACAUCAGCCGUUUUGUUCAUUGUACCAUUAUUUACUCAUUAUUAUUUAUCAAAGGUGGAGUCUGAUUCUCCAGACAAAGAUAUUUAUCGUACAUUUUCCACAUUGGAAGCUUUUGAAGAUUUUACUCCAAUGAAAGCUUCUCAAUUGAAGAUGAGAAUAGAGGAGAUGUUGCGUAUUAAAGUUUCUGUAAAUAAUGAACUAAGGGACUUGAGUGCAAAAAGACAAAGACUUCAAGUUGAAGUUAGUAGUUUAACUCAAAAAAUUGAUGAAUUAAAGCAGGAAUUAUUACAUCAACAGACAGACCUUGACAGAUUAAAAAUCAGUGUUGAACAAGCACAAGUAGCUCAGAGAGAAGCAGUAGAAAGAAAUACACCAGAGUUAGCACCACCUAAGCGUAUAUUAGUGGAUUCUGUUCCUAUAGUAUUACCUAGUACAGUUCCACAUUCAUGUAGAAUGUAUAAUUGUUUCGAUCACAGUCGGUGUGCAUUAACUAGCGGUUUUCCAGUAUAUUUGUAUGACCCUGAUCAGUAUUCUGUGGUAAAUUCUGGUUGGGAUGUUGAUGGAUUUUUAAAAACUACGAUAAAACAAACAUUAGGAUACAAUCCACAUCUUACUACAAAUGCAGUCGAAGCCUGUAUAUAUAUAGUACUCAUAGGGGAAGCUCUCUCUACUCAACAAAAAGUAGAUAAAAAAUUUCAUAAACCUAUAGAUGUAAAAAAAUUACAUGCGCUACCCUAUUGGGGCGGAGAUGGCAGAAAUCAUAUUUUGCUAAACUUAGCGCGUAGAGAUUUAUCUGUAGAAUCGGGUGAUAUUUUUAGUGGAGUAGAUACAGGAAGAGCUAUAAUAGUGCAAUCAACAUUUUUUAGAAAUCAAUUUCGCGAAGGUUUUGAUUUGGUUGUCCCGCCGAUUUUGGGACCUCCCGGUGGCGAUGUGUGGCAAGAAUGUGCGCAAAUGUUGCCAGCAAGAAGAAAAUAUUUAUUAUCUUUCCAAGGAGAGAUGCGAUCUCCGAGAUCGACUAUCGUGACACAUCAUAUUGAUGAUACGGAUGUAGAUAUGGAGAGGCUAACAGUCGACGAGAAUAAUUUGGAUGAUUUUAUUAUUCAACAUCUUAAAGAUAUGAGUACAGGACUAACGUUAGAUAAAUUUUUCAUUCAAUUUGAAUGUAUACCAGCUUCUGAGGAGAAAAAUUUAAUAGAAAUAUUUGACUGGUCUCUGUGUGGAACCGAUUCAUCGAGAAAAGCUAUAUUGAAGGAAUCCACGUUUACUUUAAUUUUAGCUCCUAGCAAUGCCUCACUUGUAACUACUUCAUCCAUGCAAGCUAGAUUAUACGAAGCGUUGCGAUCAGGAUCCAUUCCAGUUUUUUUAGGUGGCGAUCAAAUUUUAUUAAGUUACAGUGAAGUUAUUAGUUGGCGUCGAGCUGCCAUAUUUUUGCCAAAGGCCAGAGUAACAGAAAUGCAUUUUCUAUUACGCGCCGUUCUCGAUACUGAUCUUUUAAGUAUGCGUAGACAAGGCAGAUUAAUAUGGGAACGUUAUUUAAGUACUGCUCAAGGUGCGGUAGAUACUAUUGUAGCUGUAAUUAGAGAUCGACUCGGUAUACCACCUUUGCCAGCACCUCAGACUGCCAGUCCAAGUGUCUUUAAUGAAAGCUUUGUGCCUUUAAAAUCUGAUACUAUUAUUGCUGAGCCAGAAGCGGAAGAAAGUUUGGGUCCGUUAGAGCCACCUUAUCCAUCUCCUUCUUUUAAAAGAAAUUAUACCACAAUGUUACUUCAGGGACAUGAAAUCUGGAACGAUUGGGUGGAUCCGUUUUAUUUGUACCCGCAAUUACCUUUUGAUACCAUUCUUCCCAGUGACGCGAAAUUUCUUGGUUCGGAAAUGGGGUUCAGACCAAUUGGCAAAGGUGCUGGAGGUGCGGGUAAAGAAUUUAGCGAAGCUUUAGGUGGAAAUUAUCCAAGAGAACAGUUUACAAUUGUGAUGUUAACGUAUGAACGAGAGCAAGUUCUUAUAAAUUCUUUGGCUCGAUUGUAUGGAUUACCGUAUUUAAAUAAAGUUAUAGUAGUAUGGAACAGCCCAAAGCCACCCAUGGAAGAUUUAAAAUGGCCUGAUAUUGGAGUACCAAUUCAUGUAAUCAAGGCUCCACGGAAUAGUUUAAAUAACAGGUUUCUCCCAUUUGAUGCUAUAGAAACAGAAGCUGUUCUUUCAGUAGACGACGAUGCCCACUUACGACACGAUGAAAUUAUGUUUGGAUUCAGAGUAUGGAGAGAGCACAGAGAUCGUGUGGUUGGAUUUCCCGGACGCUUUCACGCAUGGGACCAGAAUUAUCAUAAUGCUUGGAAUUAUAAUUCUAAUUAUUCCUGCGAGUUAUCAAUGGUUUUAACUGGUGCUGCGUUCAUUCAUAAACAUUACACAUAUUUAUAUACGCAUUGGCUACCGCAAGCAAUACGGGACAAGGUUGACGAAUAUAUGAAUUGCGAAGAUAUUGCCAUGAAUUUUCUGAUAUCUCAUCUCACAAGGAAACCACCUGUUAAGGUUACAUCACGGUGGACUUUCAGAUGUCCUGGAUGUCCGGUUUCUCUUUCGGAAGACGACACUCAUUUUCAAGAAAGGCACAAAUGCAUCAAUUUCUUCUCUCAGGUUUUUGGAUACAUGCCUCUCUUAAAUACUCAAUAUCGAGCUGACUCUAUACUGUUCAAAACGAGAAUUCCACAUGAUAAGCAAAAAUGUUUUAAAUUUAUAUAAAAAGAGAAUAGAAAUAUAUAUACAUUCAGUAAAUAUCACUUGAUAGAAUUUACAUGGUUUUGAUAACAUUUUGACUGAAUUUCCUACAAAGUAUAUGAGCAUAUAAAAUAAAUAUUGUAGGAUUUUUUAUUGUACCUUUUUUUAUUAAUGUACACAUUGAUUGAGUGAAAUGCACAUUCGAAGAAAUUUAAUGAUGAAAGAUCAUCGACUGUAUACAUGUAUUAUAGCGAAUAUAGUGUUCUUGUGCGCAUAACUUAUAUCGUACCGAUUUUAAUAAUUUACGUCGAAGCGUAAUAAAUUCAUUUACAAAACUUAAUUGAUCCUGAUGACGCACGAAACAGAAUGAGAAAUAUAAAAAGAAGUAUUGAUGAUUAAAAGGUAUAUGAUACGGAUAUGUAUAUAUAUUAAAAGUUCUAAAUAAGAUCGAAAUAAAAUACAUCAGUCUUUUAUUACAUCACUUUAUUUAAUGCGAAUACGAUCGUUUAUCGUAUUACUUUAUAAUGAUUAUUGUUAUGCACAAUUUGCACAAUAAUCUCAUUUGUAUAUAACAACAAUAUAAAUUACGCUGUUUAUAAAUUAUGCUUAUCGAAAUAAUGUAAAUAACUAUCACUAAAUGGAAAUAAUUAACUAAACUAAUGCGAAACUAAAGUACGAAAAUUCUACACGAAAUUGAGAAAAAGUGUUCCUUCUACUAGAAAAUCGAUUAAAAGGUAUUUAUAUCAACAUGUAACUAUUCUUUUUUAUCUCUAGUUUCGCUUGUUGCUUGUUUUCACGUUGCUCUUUGAUGACGCUUUAAUUAUCGUAUAUAAUUUUAAUGUGCCAAAUUCCUAACAAUUUAAGUUAGUCUCUCUACAUAUUAAUUUCUAUUUGCGUAAUCUUAAGAAAUUAUAUGUAAAUAUACGUACCGCACAUCGUUUCAAUUUUAUGUAAUGCAAGCCGUUGCAAUUAUCGUGAAAUAUGAUACAUGUAAAAACGAUUUUGUAAAUUCGAUUUUAUGUCGAAUCGUACGCGAAUCAUUGUAAAACUCGACCUGAAUUAAGUUCAGGUGUACGUGCAAGAAAAUAAAAAUAUAUAUUAUUUAUG
Molecule: messenger RNA, 4130 nt
Organism: Heterotrigona itama
Lineage: Eukaryota; Metazoa; Arthropoda; Insecta; Hymenoptera; Apidae
Source: the annotation of a GenBank genome assembly